This is a messenger RNA of Dentiscutata heterogama, 271 nucleotides long. The record is from the annotation of a GenBank genome assembly. NCBI's taxonomy places the organism in Eukaryota, Fungi, Glomeromycota, Glomeromycetes, Diversisporales, Gigasporaceae.
CACGGUCAUGUAUUCUGGUUAAUCGGUGUCGGCAAAAAUGGUACAAUUCCAGAUUAUGAUUCUGUAAAUACUAAAAAUCCGAUAGAACGUGAUACUGCAACUGUUCCUGCUGGAGGAUGGCUCAUCGCUAGAUUUGUGUCAAAUAACCCUGGUGUAUGGGGAUUUCACUGUCAUAUUGAGUGGCAUGUACAAGCAGGUUUGGUUAUGGCAUUCAUCGCACAACCGGAUAAAAUUAAAAAAUUAAAAGCACCUGAUGAUUGGAAAGAAUUAU